CGAGGACGCGCUGCCCUCGCGGAGCCGCCCCCCGAUGAAGACGUACGAGGCUCGGAGCCGCAUCGGCCUCAAGCUGAAGAUCAAGCAGGAAGCCGGGCUGAGCAAAGUGAUCCACAACACGGCGCUGGAUCCACCCGGGAUCCCGCCGGGGAUCGUCUCGCAGCUCAACGGAUCCCUGGAGAAGAAAACGACGCUUCCUCCUCCUCCUCCUCCUCCUCCUCCUCCGGCCGCGCCGUGCCGGCUCCCGCUGCGGAAAUCCUACCGGGAAAACCGGGAGAGCCGCGUGGUGAUCGCGGCGCUGCGCCGGGAUCCGGGAUCCACCGGCGGGAUCCGCCCCGGCAAGGGACCCCCGGAGGAGGCGUCGGACGGCGAGGAGGAGGAGGAGGAGGAAGGAGCGGGGCUGGAGCCGCCGUGGGGCGGGAAGCGGCGGCGAGCGGAGCCGCUGGAAGUGGACAACGCUUCCUUCUCCAGCGACAGCCCCCAGGACGAUUCCCUGAGCGAGCACCUGCAGAGCGCCAUCGACAGCAUCCUCAACCUGCAGCAACCCCGCGGGAUCCCGGCCCCGGCCCCGGGAUCCUCCUCGGGAUCGUCGGGAUCAUCCUCGGGAUCCGCAGCGGGAUCGCCUUUCCCGGGAGCGCCCCGGCGCUCCGAGCCCCUCCUGCCCCCGCCCAGCCACAACGGCGGCCUGGGAGCCGCCCGGACGUGCACGAGAUGACCCCGGGAGACCGGGAAAAAGCGGGAAAAAGCGGGAAAAAGCGGGAUUGGGAAAGGCCGGGACACCGGGAAAGGCUGGGACAAGCCGGGAUUGGGAAAGGCCGGGACACGCCGGGACACCGGGAAAGGCUGGGACACCGGGAAAAGCCGGGAUUGGGAAAAGCCGGGACACGCCGGGAUCGAGAAACGCCGGGAAAAUCCGGGAAAGGCCGGGAAAAUCCGGGAAAGGCCGGGAAAAUCCGGGAUCGAGAAGCA
This is a messenger RNA of Parus major (Great Tit), 969 nucleotides long. Its product is annotated as BRD4-interacting chromatin-remodeling complex-associated protein-like. The transcript has a single exon. Lineage: Eukaryota; Metazoa; Chordata; Aves; Passeriformes; Paridae. The record is from RefSeq and is a predicted model, not a curated record. Bases 35 to 715 code for a protein of 226 amino acids.